Choloepus didactylus (southern two-toed sloth) is the source of this 1505-nucleotide messenger RNA. Its product is annotated as basic proline-rich protein-like. The record is from RefSeq and is a predicted model, not a curated record. Lineage: Eukaryota; Metazoa; Chordata; Mammalia; Pilosa; Megalonychidae. Bases 1 to 927 code for a protein of 308 amino acids. The transcript is spliced from 8 exons.
AUGAAGGGAGACCUGGCAGCCACAGGAGCGCAGGGGGGCAGGACUCCAGCUCCCUCCAGCUCCCUCCUCCCCUGGCUGCCCUCGGACGCCCCAGGCGGGCAGACCCCCGGGAGCCUCGGGGACCCCCUGCCCGUCAGCCUGGCGUCUCCCCUCCUCCUGCUGGGGGCCGAAAUCCCCGUGGGAACGGUGGACACCUGGCUCGGAUCGGAAUUUUCCGGGGACACUGCGGGGGCCGCGCUCGUGCCCGCAGCGGGGCGCGCACUCGGGGCGCGCGGGACCGAGGCCGGGGCGGGGCCGGGAGCCGCCUCUCCGCGCACGCGCAGUGCGCCAACGGCUCCACCCGCCGGGCCCCGGGCGCCCCUCCCCCGCCCCCUUGUGGCCCCCCCCCCCCGGGGCCCUGGGACCCCCAAACGCCGCCCGGCCCCGGCCCUGGCGCCCCGGGGGGCCUGGGACGCGGGAGGCUCCGAGCGCACUGCCCCGCCCUGUCCCCGCCAGCGGCCAGGGCCGGGGGCCAGAGCGGGGAGGGCUCUGACAGGGCCAAGCAAGGGUCUGAACCCCAAAGCCUGGGCUCUGCACAGGAUCCCCAGGAGGGGCACUGAGCCCAGCAUGAGAGCUGACGAGGACGGGGCUGCGGUUGCCACUGCUGGCUGCCGAGCAGCAGUGAGGAGUCACCCUGCAGACCCCUGCGACAGAGCAGGGUCCCUGAAGGUCACGGGCUUCCAGGAGCGAUGCCUGCAGCCGCCCAUCACCAAGGACAGCACUGGCGGGAUGCGGACGGCCUGGACCUCGGCAUCUGGGUCCCCCUGGACCAGGAGCAAGCCCCGUCUCCUCCGCGCGGGAAGGCAGCGAGCCGGUCCCCGAGCUUCUCCUUUAUUACGUGAAAGAGAAACAGAGUCAAAAGCGACCUGUUUCUCCUGUGAAAAUUGAAUCGUGAGACCAAGUGAAGGUGGCUGAGGAGGUGGGACCGGAGCUCUUCCUGCUGCUGGGAAUGCGAUGACCACUUUGGAAAGCAGUUGGGUAACUUCUUACAAGAUUAAACACCCCACCCUUCCAUGCUGUCAUUAACCCCCAGUCCUAGUAAAGUCCCACACUCGGACUUUACAAGAACCUUCCAAGCAGCUUUAUUAGCCCCCGACAGAAACUGGAACAACCCAAAAGCCCACGGCCAGGGACGGAUACAGACUUGCGGUGCCGUCUACACCGCUGAAUGCCACUGGCACGAGUGAGCAUGAACAGCGCGGCUGAACCGCAGCCAAGUGUGCUGAUCACCAGUGUGCAUUGAAUGUUCUAGUAAAUGCAAACUGACCUUUGGUGACAGCAAACAAAUCAGUCGUCGCCCGGCGCCGGGAAGAGGGGAGGCACGAGGAAACCUUCGGGGCUGGCGGGUGUGUUCAUUAUCUUGCACGUGGUGGUGGUUUUGUGCCCAAACUUACCAAGCUGUACACUUUACGUGUUUUCAGUUUAUUGCAUGUCAAUUAUAUUUCAAUAAAGCAGUUUUUAAAACA